AGUUUUUACCUUUGCCUGAACUUAUGCCAUUUCGCCUUACUCGUCAAAUCUGUGAUCUCAUGGUCCCUUUGCGGGAGAGUGGCCAACUGCAGAGCACCAUGGUUUUUACAAUGCGAGCGUUGAGGAACAACCACGAAAUCUUGCUUAAUACGAUGGAUGUGUUCAUAAAAGAACCAUUACUGGAUUGGCAUGUUAGUAACAGAGUUAUUAAAAUAAAUAGCAGGUUUACAAAGAUAACUUUUGUCUUAAUUGCUCUUCCUAGAUGUCUAGUAAGGGUGACUCUUUUUUGGCCCAGUGUUACUACAGUUAGUUAUGCUGGAUAGCUCUAUCAGUUCUAAACUGUUCUCCCUAGAGGUCCAGUAAGGAUCAUCUCUUAUUGAUCCAGUGUUACUACAUGAUGAAAGCUAAAUUAAACUAAAUUUAUUUACACUGGAUAGCUCUAUUAGUUCUAAACUGUUCUCCCUAGAGGGUCUUUUAAUCUUUCAUGCAUUCAUUAAACAUUUACAGAAUUUUGCAAGAAAGCAAGCCGAAAAGCAGAAAUUAAAUCUUGGUAAGAUUUCGUAAAAGUGGCACAAAAUACUAGAUUCUACAAAAUCUUUGAUUCUACAAAAAUUUAAAUAAUGAUUUCCUGUGAAAACGCAUAGCUUUUUAUAUGGCUUAGUGAAAUUGGAAUUUUUGUGCCCAACAGACGAUAUGACAGACCAGGCGUGGUAUCCAAAGGAGAAAAUCAAGUCUGCAAAACGGAAAUUGAAAGGAGAUAAUCCUGCAGAGAUCAUGAAGUAAGGACUUGCACUUUUUGUCGUAGAGUUUUCAGCCUGGGCGAGUUUCAGGCCGGUCUAUUAGGAUAAAAUCUCAUUGAAACACAACUAGCAUGACUUACAUGACUAGCCUGCGUGGCAGGCUCAGGCUGUUACAUGACAGAAAUAUCAGCCCAAGAUGAGUUUCAGCCCGGUUGAGCUACCGGGGCUGAAAAUUUCAUCCCGGUUGAACGGGCUGAAAAUCGUCAUGUAAUCGACUGGAAAUUGCAACCUGGGUUGAAGAAAAACAUUUAACAACAUUUAGAAUUCUUCGAAGAAGCGGAAUAAUUCCAUUUUGAGACUUGAUCGUUUCAGUCCGGUUUGAACUGAAAUUCUAACUCAUCCCUGGCUGAAAUUUGCCAUGUAAUCGUGAGAAAAUUUCAGCUCGGUUAACCGGGCUGAAAUUCGACCUGGGCUGAAAACUCCCCAUGUAAUCAACCCCUAAGACUGACAAUGCACUCUGUAGUGCUACUAAAAAAUCCUACAAUACCUCUAUUCGCAGGCUUGAUCUAACAUUAGGACACGAGAAAGCCGAGCAUUAUAAAGCGAUGUUAUCAGUUCUACUGGGAGACGAACAGUGCAAUCAACGUGCAAAACCUUAUGACGGUACUGUUGAAAAUCAAGUUGCAUGCCUGAUUGAUCAGGCUACUGACCCGAAUCUUUUAGGGAGAACUUACCAUGGUUGGGAGCCUUGGGUAUGAGAUUAGCAUUUGUUAAAUAUCUCAUCUGGCGUUUACACCAAAAUAGUGCUGACCAAAGACUAAAGUAACAAAAAAGUCGUCCACGCAAGAAAUAGUGCAAUAGACCUUACCGAUUAUUCUCUUUUACCCAAUGGCCUCGUUUUUGUGUCAAAUACUUACUCAUGUUUUGCACUCAGUAGGGUUGAAAAUUACUUUGUUAUUGAGCCUAAGAACAGCAAGAUCAAAUUCGUCCAGGAAAACAUGGGAAUAGAAUCUUUAUCUGCCCCUGACAUGCUAAAAUAAGUUAACUUGGAAACGAGGCCAUUGGGUAAAAGAGAAUAAUCGGUAAGGUCUGUUAGAACAGUUUAUCUAAUUAGAACGAUGAGAAAGUAGAAAUGAACCAAUUAGAACUGCUGAUCUAAUUAGAAUGAAAUUAGAACAAUGCAUCCAAUUAGAAUCCAGCAAUUGGAAUAGUUGGUCUAUUUAGAAUGGAAUUAGAACAGCAAAUCUAAUUAAAUUGGAACAAUCGAUCUAAUUGGUUAAUCUAAUUAGAGCCAGGUUGUUAAAAUAAAUCAACAUCUCAUCGACUUCUGCCAUACAGGGUCACCAUAUUCCAACACAAUAGUAACAGAUAUGAAGAUCUGAAAGUCACAAACAAUACAAAUUUUGUACAUAUUUUUUUCUACUUGAAAUUUAUUUACUCGUUUUGUUUCGUUUAAACUACAAUACUCUAAAGUUAUAUAAAACUAUAACUUUUGUUGUGCACACCUGUGUUGACAAAAGUGCAUGCAUUUAUUUAACAAGUGUUAAAACAUCAUAAUGUAAUUACGUAUAGAGGUGGUACAAAAAUUUUGCUGCAUGGUGAUUCAUUGUGGUUUGUGCAUGAAAUUAAUAUAUUUUAUUUUUCAUGUGCAGUGCACUUUAUAUAAUAUGAACGUUCGAAAGCCGUUUUAAUACUAAAAUCCAUAUUAACUGUCUUAUGUGCUAUUUUAGAAAGUCCAUUCGUUGCUCUACGACUAAAUCUCACGUGUCAGUAGUACCUACCCUAUUGUCUACCUGUUCGGAUAUAGUGUCGACAGAACUACACAUUUUAUCGUUUGCUUGCUGUUCCUCGGGGCUCAAAUCAACAGCCUGAUUGUAUUCAGUCAAGUCACAAUUGUCUACUUUUGGUUCUUCAGUUUGAAUUUCAACUUUCAAAUCUGCACUCUCAUUCAGAUUUUGUUGCUUUCUGGGGCUCAAACCAUCGUUCUUUUGUUCAGAAGUGUCUAUUGUUUGUUCUUCAUGUUCAUUUUCAUCUUUCAAGUUUGUGUUUUCAUUCAUUUCGGGGCUUAAAUCAUCGCAAUUUUGUCCAUUCAACUCAGACGAGUCUACUUUUUGUUUUUCUUUUGACGUUUCAUCUUGUAAACUUGUAGUUCCAUUCUCUUGGUGUUCUUCGCAGUCAAAUUCGUUACUCUCAACGCCGUUCUCGUGUUCUUCUUUCGAGUCAGAACUGUCUAGUUUUUGUUCUUCGUUUGGAAUUUCAUCUUUAAGAUUUGAACUUCCAUUCUCUUGGUGUUCUUUGAAGUUCAACUCGUUAGAAUCAAUUCCAUCACUGGAAGGUUUAUUGUCAGUCCCGUGGCCGUUCGUGUUCACUAAAACUCUUUCAUCGCUAUCUUGCUUUUCUGACACACCUGUGCUUUCUUGGCUAAAACGUUUCCCUUGUCUAGGCGGGUUCGAAUACUUGCAUGUGCUUGUCUCAUGACAAGUGCACUCUAUCUCCGGUAAGGUUGCGCUAUCCCAUGCACCGGGGCCCGAUAACAACCCACGAAGGGUACAGGGUAUUCCGGCUAGCCUCCUGAACUGGUACAGCAAGCUUCUGGCUUGUUUUAACACUCUAUCACCGUCCAUUUCCAGAGCCAGGUUGUUAAAAUAGUUCAACAUUUCAUCGACUCUCAUGGAUUUCUGCCACACAAGGUCACCAUAUUCCAACACAAUGGCAACAGAUAUGAAGAUGUGAAAGAAUUCUGUUUGGUAGUGCGACCAGCAUGCCUCCCACAUGCGCAACACGUGCAGGUCAUGAAACUCUCGCUUGAAACCAAGCAGCAACCAGCGGUGACAGAAUAAUAAGUCCAUGCCUUCAUCUUCGAGUAACAGAUGAGCGUAGAACUUUGCUGCCAUCAUACGUAGGAGUUCUUUCAAGUAAAGCUUAAUUAAAGAGAACAGAUUGGAAGUUAAGAAUUAGGAAGUUAAGAAUUAGGA
Paramuricea clavata is the source of this 3715-nucleotide messenger RNA. Lineage: Eukaryota; Metazoa; Cnidaria; Anthozoa; Malacalcyonacea; Plexauridae. The record is from the annotation of a GenBank genome assembly.